Messenger RNA from Desarmillaria tabescens, 960 nucleotides. RefSeq lists its product as uncharacterized. The record is from RefSeq and is a predicted model, not a curated record. The coding region runs from base 368 to 925 and encodes 185 amino acids. Lineage: Eukaryota; Fungi; Basidiomycota; Agaricomycetes; Agaricales; Physalacriaceae. The transcript is spliced from 3 exons.
CACCCUCUCUGGAAGACUUUGAGAAUUUCGUACAUGUUCCCCUUCGACUCACCAACAUCGAUCUUUGCGCGGGCUACCUCAGCAACGCUUUUUUUCAAAACAUUUCACUUUCAGUUAAAGCUGUCCAUCAUGGCCAGCUUCUUCGGUCUCUUAUGCGAUCUGUCAUCGUAGUCGGCAAACACCGUCCCCCAGUAGCUCGUCCAAAGUAUAACUCUAUCAUCAAGCUAAUCGCUCAAAUCACCAUCUGCUCCAUGUGGUUUCCGGCGCUCAACGCGAUAGUAUCUGCUCUCAACUCUUUCACUCAAAAGGAAGCUGCUCCUCUGCAAAAAAAUCAAAAGACUCAGACAUUCAACAGUAUUGGGCAACGAUGCUUUACACAGUUAAACGGCGGAUGGAAAUGAGGGACAACAUGACAUACAUUCUCCGAUGUAAUAAUCCCGAGUGUUCCGUGACGGGAUUAGAUGCCCUCAAGCGAUGUACUGCGUGCAUGAAUAUGACCGUAUGUUCUACGAGUUGCCAGAAACGGGAAUGGAACAAUGGCCACAAGCAAAGAUGUCGCUAUCUGAGAGCGUCUCUCCCUACUACGAUGCGCGAGGAGGACGAGUACUUCCUGAAUUGUGUAAUCAAAGCGGAAUUCCCCCGUGAACAUCUGAUGGAUCCCGCGGUCGUGGCGCGCAUGACGAAGGGGAAUGAACAAUACCACGAGCCGAUGGUCAUGUGUAUAGAUUAUCGUUGCAUUCCCUGCGUCUGUGUAUUCGUGCCCGUCUCUCUCUGCCCCAAUGUCGGGCAGGAUCUGAUAGACAAGCGGGAUUUAAACAAGGACACCAGUUUUAUCCUCCAAACUACGCUUCCUUUAGCUCGUGGUGGACUGACUGUUACCCAAGUUGUGGAGAAUUUCGAUCUUAGUACAAUACGCGUCGUCUAAAUUUUUUGCCAUUCCCAAGGUCUGACUUGUAGUAG